Molecule: messenger RNA, 1788 nt
Organism: Gossypium raimondii (Peruvian cotton)
Lineage: Eukaryota; Viridiplantae; Streptophyta; Magnoliopsida; Malvales; Malvaceae
Product: ammonium transporter 1 member 1
Exons: 1
Coding region: 97-1554 (485 amino acids)
Biological process (GO): ammonium homeostasis; ammonium transmembrane transport
Cellular component (GO): membrane
Molecular function (GO): ammonium channel activity
Source: RefSeq, a predicted model, not a curated record
GUCUUUCUAUAUAAACAUCAACCACUAUUCCAUGCUCUGCCUAUAACUCUCUUUCCCUCUCAUUUCCGCUCAUCUUCCUUCUUUCAACCUAGGCCAAUGUCUACUUGUUCACAGGACUUAGCUCCGCUCCUCGGCGUCAACGGCACCGGCGCCGCCGACUACAUAUGCGGCAAGUUCAGUGAUGCUUCUUAUGCCGUCGACAACACUUACCUUCUCUUCUCAGCCUACCUCGUCUUCUCCAUGCAACUCGGCUUUGCUAUGCUCUGUGCUGGCUCAGUCCGAGCCAAAAACACCAUGAACAUCAUGUUAACCAACGUCCUCGACGCUGCCACCGGUGGUCUUUUUUAUUACCUUUUUGGGUUCGCCUUUGCCUUUGGGUCCCCUUCCAAUGGCUUCAUCGGCCGCCAUAACUUUGCUUUAGAAUCCAUCCCUUCUUCUUUGUUUGAUUAUAGCAAUUUCCUAUAUCAAUGGGCUUUUGCUAUUGCAGCUGCUGGUAUUACCAGUGGCUCCAUUGCUGAAAGAACCCAAUUCGUUGCUUAUCUUAUUUACUCGUCUUUCUUGACUGGAUUUGUUUACCCCGUUGUUUCGCAUUGGUUUUGGGCGGCUGAUGGUUGGGCUAGUGCUUUAAGAACAGAUGAUUUCCUUUUUGGCUCCGGUGUUAUUGAUUUCGCCGGCUCUGGUGUUGUUCAUAUCGUCGGUGGUGUCGCCGGUUUAUGGGGUGCGCUUAUUGAAGGACCAAGAAUCGGAAGGUUUGAUCAUUCGGGUAGAUCGGUGGCUUUGCGUGGUCAUAGUGCGACGCUUGUUGUUCUUGGUACUUUCAUGCUUUGGUUCGGUUGGUAUGGAUUCAACCCCGGUUCGUUUAACAAAAUCUCGAGUUUUUACACUUCCGGUAACUAUUAUGGUCAGUGGAGUGCGGUGGGAAGAACGGCGGUGACCACCACUUUAGCCGGAUGUACAGCGGCGUUGACUACCCUUUUUGGUAAAAGGAUUUUGACUGGCCAUUGGAACGUCACCGAUGUUUGCAACGGCUUACUCGGUGGCUUCGCCGCCAUCACAUCAGGCUGCUCGGUGGUUGAACCAUGGGCCGCUAUCAUCUGCGGCUUCGUCGCCGCUCUAGUCUUAAUAGGAUGCAACAAACUAGCCGAGAAAGUCAAGUAUGACGACCCCUUGGAGGCUGCCCAAUUGCACGGUGGAUGCGGCGCUUGGGGUGUCAUUUUCACAGGUUUGUUCGCGUCUGAAAAGCUCGUGAAACAAGUUUACCCCAGCAGGCCAGCCAAGUACGGGCUGUUCAUGGGCGGCGGAGGGAAGCUGUUCGCGGCGCAGAUCAUCCAGAUUCUGGUUAUCGUCGGGUGGGUGAGUGCCACAAUGGGAACCCUGUUCUAUUUCCUUCACAAAUUCGGGCUUUUAAGAAUCUCAGUCGAAGAUGAAAUGGCUGGCAUGGACUUAACCAGGCAUGGUGGACUUGCUUAUGUUUAUCAUGAUGAAGAUGAAUCCCAAAAAAAUGGCAUCCAAAUGAGGAAAAUUGAAAGCUUCCCAACUCCUCCUUCAGUCUAAAUUUUGUUUUUUUUAUCAAAUCCAAACUUGUUAAGAAUAUUUUAUCAUAUUGGGUAGAUUAUAUUUUUAUAUAUGUAUAUGAAUUCCUUGAGAUUUGUGUGAGAUAAUUAAUCUUACUGGGUAGGUGGGUGGGUGAGUUUCAUGUUAUUUUUCUAUGUAAGCUUGAAAAAUGGGACUUGUUCUUAAUUAGAAUAUUGAUGUUAGCUUUGGUGGUGAAGAACCUUGUUGAAUCCA